Messenger RNA from Sitodiplosis mosellana (orange wheat blossom midge), 2451 nucleotides. RefSeq names its product SWI/SNF-related matrix-associated actin-dependent regulator of chromatin subfamily A-like protein 1 (gene Marcal1). NCBI's taxonomy places the organism in Eukaryota, Metazoa, Arthropoda, Insecta, Diptera, Cecidomyiidae. Gene Ontology annotation, cellular component: nuclear replication fork. The record is from RefSeq and is a predicted model, not a curated record. Bases 157 to 2304 code for a protein of 715 amino acids. The transcript is spliced from 12 exons. Gene Ontology annotation, biological process: DNA repair; replication fork processing. Gene Ontology annotation, molecular function: ATP-dependent chromatin remodeler activity; ATP binding.
GCGCAAUUUGACACAUGUUACAACCUGAAUAUAGUAAACAAAGCAAAUUUCAUCAUUGCAAGUCAAACGCUUGUUUCUGUUUUUCACAUUGGCUAAGAGUUUUUGUUGAACGAAUCGCAUUAGUAAGUAAGGAUAGAUUAGGAUAAAAAAAUCGAAAUGUCGUGCACAGCUGAGGAAAUUGCCAGAAAGAAGCGUGAGGCAUUGGAACGGUUGAAACAAACCAAAGCAUUAGCACAAACAGGCAAUGUUCCGAGCAAAAACACGAGUCCUGGAACAGCCGCCAAAGCUACAUCGGUUUUUUAUGGCAAUACCAGCAACGACAAGGCAAAUACGUUGAAUCAAUAUGAAAAUAAGAUGAAGCAACAACAAACGCCGAGUCACAACAAUCGAAUCUCCUCGCAACCAUAUCCACGCAAUUCGGUACAAAAUACUGCAGCACAGAAUACGAAUUUGAAUCAACGAACAUGGGCUUCAAUUAUGGCAAAACCAGUCACAUGCACAUGCUCCAUGAUCUCAUCAACACGAUUUCAAGUCGUUCAAAGUGGUUACCAUAAUAAAUUGAUUGAUGUGUUCAAAACAAUUCCAACACGAUCGUACGAUCCCAAAGACAAGAUUUGGUCAUUUAAUUUGAGCGAUUAUGAAGAGGUGCAAAAGAAAGUCAGCGCACUCAAUCCAAACGUCGCAAUUGGUCCAUUGCCAAAAUUCGUUUUGAAACUGUUGAAAGAAGAGGAAAAAGAGCUGGAUUUUCUGUGUCUUCAAGCAAUCGAACCCACUUUGAGUUCACAGCUACUUGGUUUCCAGAAAUAUGGUGUUGCAUUCGGAAUAAGCAACGGAGGCCGUUGUUUGAUUGCUGAUGAUAUGGGACUUGGUAAAACUUAUCAAGCCAUAGCAAUUGCUGAUUUCUAUAAAGACGAUUGGCCGCUGUUGAUUGUCACCACUGCCACUGCACGUGACGGCUGGGCACAGCAUAUAAACAACUUACUGCCAGCGAUUUCAAAUGGUUCGGUUAAGGUAUUGACAUCAACAAAUGAGUAUGUUGGUGACUACAAAGUUCUCAUCACUAGCUAUUCGCUAAUGGAUAAAAAUGUUGAAACUUUGCUAAAAAGAUCAUUCGGUUGCGUCAUUUUGGACGAGUCUCACACGAUUAAAAACCACAAGACCAAAUCGGCUCAAAGUGCCACUCGUUUGUGUGAGAAAGCCAAACGUAUAAUUCUGCUCUCAGGUACACCGGCAUUAUCUCGACCCAAUGAAUUGUUCUGUCAAUUGAGUUUGAUUGAUAAGAAUUUCUUUGGUGGUUUCAAACCAUAUGCUGUGCGAUAUUGCGAUGCCAAAGAGACAAACUUCGGACUUGACAGUUCGGGCAGCAGUAAUCUGCCAGAGCUGAACAUCAUAUUGCGGCGCAAAUUCAUGAUUCGUCGAACCAAAGAAAGCGUACAGUUUGAAUUGGGUGAAAAGUCUCGUGAAACGAUCCUGCUCGACUCGAAAAAAGUUUGGAAUACACACGAUGACAGCAUGAGAGAAACAAUUGAAAACUGCAAAGAAUUUAACGAAGAUGUUAAGAAAUUACAAGGACAGGAUCGAAAGGCCGUGUUGCUCAGAUUGUAUGCCGAAUCGGCCAUACUCAAAGCAAACGCUGUUUGCUCGUACGUGACGGAUUUGGUGAAACAAAAAACAAAGUUCAUCAUUUUUGGCCACCACAAGGUGAUGAUGGACGCGUUGUCCAAAUGUUUGACUGGUCUGAACACGAAUUUCAUCCGGAUCGAUGGUUCAACCAGAAAUGAUCUCCGUGCAACGUACAUUGACAAAUUCCAAAAUAACAAGUCGUGUCAAGUGGCGGUUCUCUCUUUACAAGCAUGCAAUGCUGCAAUCACGCUGACGGCUGCGUCACUGGUUGUUUUUGCUGAGCUCGAUUGGAACCCAAGUACUUUGGCUCAAUGUGAAUCCCGUGCACAUCGUAUUGGCCAGAAGUCACCGGUCACAUGCCGUUAUUUGCUGGCAAAGGGUACAGUUGACGAUUAUAUGUGGAAUAUGGUGAAAGGCAAGCAAGAUGUUCUCAACAAAGCCGGUAUCUUUUCCGAAGAUCUGACUGAUGCAACACAUUCGACGGUUACAGUUUCGGCACAGUCAUCAGAUCAGACAAUUGAUCGUUACUUCGAAAGUCCCAAAUCAGCAGAAGGCGGUCAAAUCAAUAACAAUAACAAUGGUGACCAAACAUCAGUUCAACCAGCGGUGGAAAGCAUGGACUACCAUCACAUUCUCGAUGAUGACGCCGACGAUGCACUUAUGCUUGAUUUAGAUUUCUAAUCGUUAUACAUGCAAUGCAUGUCAUGCAUGAAUGAAAUGCUACUUAAAUGCAAUAAAUUAAGGAAUGGAACUGCCACUGGGCUCAAAUAUAAUUUUUUUUUUCAUAAAAAAAUAUGAAAUAAAGUGUGUCUGAGACGGAAUUAAAAA